UCCGCACCUCUCCCUCUUCCCCUGACGUCGCUGUGUACACAGAGCCAAGCAGGCACGGCUAGGAGGAUGCCAGCUUGUGGCGCAUGCGCGGAAUAGCGGAUCUGGAGCAGCACACCACACAGCUGCCUGCCUCCUGUAUGAGCUGUCCGUGGCCGGUACCGCAGUGCGAUUACUGCUCCGUGUCAGCCCGCGGCUGUGGAGCCGGAUGCCCGGGGCGUCUGCUGGAGAGGGUGAGCACACACAGACUUCACCACAUAAGAAGUGCGGGCUCAGGUACCCAGAACAGCUUCCUGAAGUAAGGGGGAUCCUCUGGCCCCCAGCGAUGGGGCCCCUAUGUACUUAAGACGCAGAAUCUGCUCUCGGCAGGGUUACCUAAUGCUUUUUCUGCUUACUUUGUCGGAACGGGCCGAGCACUCCGAAUCACAGGGCACCAUGACAAUGUCCAGCUUAGGUGAUCUCUCUCAGGAGGGAACAGGCAUGAUCACAGGUUUGACGGCUGCUACAAUUCCUGGCACAGAAACCUCUGUAAGUCCCAAUCUUUCCAGGAUGCCGGAGGAAGAGCCUUUCACCUUGGAGCAGCCCAUGUUCCUCAUGACCACCACAGCGCAGGCCAUCUCGGGGUUCUUUGUCUGGACUGCAUUGCUGAUCACCUGCCAUCAGAUCUAUAUGCAUCUGCGCUCCUACAGCUGCCCCAAUGAGCAGAGACACAUUGUCCGAAUCCUCUUCAUUGUUCCUAUAUACGCCUUUGAUUCUUGGCUUAGUCUCCUCUUUUUCACCAAUGACCAGUACUAUGUGUACUUUGACACAGUGCGGGAUUGCUACGAAGCAUUUGUUAUCUACAAUUUCCUGAGCCUUUGCUAUGAGUAUCUUGGGGGUGAGAGCAAUAUCAUGACUGAGAUUCGGGGGAAACCUGUUGAGUCUAGUUGUAUGUAUGGUACUUGCUGUCUUUGGGGGAAGACAUAUUCUAUAGGCCUCUUACGCUUUUGUAAACAGGCCACCCUGCAGUUCUGUGUGGUUAAACCAUUAAUGGCAGCAAUCACUGUGAUACUUCAAGCUUUUGGCAAAUAUCGGGAUGGUGAUUUCAACGUGGCCAGCGGGUACCUAUAUGUGACAAUUAUCUACAACAUCUCGGUCAGCCUGUCGCUCUAUGCUCUAUUUCUGUUUUACUUUGCCACACGAGAGUUGCUCAGUCCCUACAGCCCAGUAUUGAAGUUCUUCAUGGUGAAGUCAGUGAUUUUCCUUUCCUUCUGGCAAGGGAUGCUAUUGGCUAUACUGGAAAAGUGUGGAGCCAUUCCAAAAAUCCAUUCGGCUGAGGUUACUGUGGGUGAGGGCACAGUAGCCGCCGGGUACCAGAACUUCAUUAUCUGUGUGGAAAUGUUCUUCGCAGCUAUAGCUCUGCGUUAUGCUUUUACUUACAAAGUAUAUCUAGACAAGAGGUUGGAUGCCCAAGCUGUUCCAACCUACGGUCCAUAUGGCCGCUGCGCCCCCAUGAAGAGCAUCUCCAGUAGUUUGAAGGAGACCAUGAAUCCUCAUGACAUUGUCCAGGAUGCCAUCCAUAACUUCUCACCAGCCUAUCAGCAGUACACACAGCAGUCUACCUUGGAGCAGGGCUCAAGCUGGCGCAAUGGACAGAUUAUUUCUCGCUCGCAGAGUCUGUCGGGCUCUCGUGACACAGAGAAGACCCUGCUUCUGAGUUCUGAUGAUGAAUUCUGAUCUGCAAGAAGAGAGAGCCUGACUAACUCCUAGGGGCGAGGACUCGGCUGUGGUUUACUUUCACCAAAUUCUGUGCUGCCUUUUUUUUUUUCUUUACAGAGUCCAUUUAAAGCAGGCGAUAUCCAUAUA
This is a messenger RNA of Bufo gargarizans (Asiatic toad), 1842 nucleotides long. RefSeq names its product transmembrane protein 184B (gene TMEM184B). The transcript has 11 exons. The record is from RefSeq and is a predicted model, not a curated record. The coding region runs from base 334 to 1713 and encodes 459 amino acids. Gene Ontology annotation, molecular function: transporter activity. Gene Ontology annotation, biological process: transport. Lineage: Eukaryota; Metazoa; Chordata; Amphibia; Anura; Bufonidae.